AUGUCCACUCUAAUGCUCACUAACACCAACGACUUCAUCGAGGGAACAUAUCUCAACUUCCAGCGCCCGCACGCCAUCCCACCGCACCUCAACGUCAUAUCAAGACAAGUUGGAGGGGCCUAUGGGGGGUGGGGGGACGGGAAGGGGACGGUUCAAACACCCUGGCGUGACGGACUACACCAUUCACGCCUUGUUACACUGGGGAUCUAG
This is a messenger RNA of Colletotrichum higginsianum IMI 349063, 210 nucleotides long. RefSeq lists its product as uncharacterized. The record is from RefSeq and is a predicted model, not a curated record. NCBI's taxonomy places the organism in Eukaryota, Fungi, Ascomycota, Sordariomycetes, Glomerellales, Glomerellaceae. Bases 1 to 210 code for a protein of 69 amino acids. The transcript has 2 exons.